This is a messenger RNA of Rotaria sp. Silwood2, 3801 nucleotides long. NCBI's taxonomy places the organism in Eukaryota, Metazoa, Rotifera, Eurotatoria, Philodinida, Philodinidae. The record is from the annotation of a GenBank genome assembly.
AUGCAAAUGGAAACUUUAAAGGAAAGAGUUGAAUAUGAUUUUAGUGAAUAUAAAGAUAAUCGUAAAUCAUAUCCACAACGUAAUAAUCGAGCAAAAUUAAAUUACCGUGAUCUUGAACGAGGCAUGUAUGAGGAAAUUCGUCAAGCAAUAUGGGCUCUUAAUAAUCCAACAUUCAUCAAUAAUAAUAAUAAUAAUAAUGAAAACAACAAUAUACGAUGUUGUAAUGAUGAUGAUGAUGAUGAUGAUGAUAUCAUCAUUUUAUCUACCGAUGAAGAUGAAAAAACAAAUGACGAUAAUGAUCAGUUUUAUCGUCGUCUUUGGUGUUUAUGUAACAAACCAUGGGAUCAUUCAAGACUUAUGUUACGAUGUGAUUCAUGUGCUAAUUGGUAUCAUGGAGAUUGUAUUGGAGUUACUAAAGAAGACGCGAAAUCACUUGACAUGAAUGGUAAUCAAUUUAUUUGUCCACCAUGUCAAGGUAUCGACAUGUUCCGACAAAAUGAACCAGACUCUGCGAUGAAAUCAGCACGGUCACCUGAUAAUCCAAUUCCAAUAAAACGAAAAUGUUCUGAUGAUAGAUUACCAAGAAAUAAUCUUGGUAUUAGAGGAAAUAAAAUUUUAUCGAAAAGUAUUUCACAUGAUGAAUCAAGAAAACGACCAAAAAUGGACAUUUCUUUUCGAAGUAAUUCAUUAACAGAAUCAAAAGUUGAUUGUAUUGUCCAUGGUUGUAAGAAUUCAGCAAAACCAGGUUGGAUUUAUUGUUCAUCUGCAUGCAUUCGUCUUCAUAUCAAUGAUACUCUUCAAGCUAUUCAACGAAGCAAAGGAAAAAAUAAUGAAGAAAUUCCAACACGUGAAGAUAUUGCAUUAUAUGAUAGUAAAAGUAAAAAACUUUUGGAAAAAAAUUUAGUUCCUAAAAUAGAAGAUUUAUGCACUUGGAUUAAUCAACAUCCAUCUUAUGAAAUUAUGAAAUCUUCUGUACGAAAAACGAUUUUAUUAAGAGAUAAUCAAUCUACAAGCUUAUCAAGAUCAUUAUCAGCUGCUGUUAAUACAAAUAAAUCUAAAGUUUCAUUGAAAUCAAUUACAACUAAUCAACAAACGACUACGAAAUCAAUUCUAAAUAAAAAGACUCCAACACAACUUAAAAAACCUAUAAAUAAGACAAUAUCUAAUAUUAAUAGUAUUGCUGAUAUACGAUCAAAAGUUCCAACAGCUUUACAUGACAAGAUUCUAAUGCGAUUAGAAAAAAAUGGUGAAAAAGAUUUUGUAAAAGAAGAUAUACGAUUAAUAGUUAAUCAAAUCGAAGAGGAAAUGUUUCAUGUUUAUGGUAAAAUUGAUAAUCCAUAUAAAAACAAAUUUCAUUUAACAGCUAAACAAAUUGUUGCAAUGAAAUCUGAUGAUAUGUUACCACCAGAAGAAAAAGAAAAACGUAAAGAUCAAUUUGAAAAAGAAGUUCAAAGAAUUAUUAAUGCCGAACAACAAACAGCCGAAGAACUGGCCAGACGUACAAGAAUAAAAGUUACUCGACAAGAUCUUAUUCAUAAUGAUACACUUUUACCAUUGUCUACAUUAAAAGAACAAAGUUCAUUGAAGGAAAAAGUUGAUGAAAGCAAAAAUGAUCAAUCUACCAAUACUGCUAAAGAAACUAUUGAGAUUAAAUUAACAAAAACAACAACAACUGAAUCUAUUGAUGAAGCUUCAAAACCAAUCAUUUUAACUGCUGAUGAAAAACCUAUUACAAAAUUUCGAUCGGAUAAUCAAACAUCUUCAUCGAUACUUUCUGAAGAUAUUACUUCCAUAUCUUCAAUCAAGAAUAUAAAUUCUAAUGAAUUUUCAAAACUUGAAUCUCAACUCGCAAUUUCUGAACAAUCAACUCCUAUUUUCUUGACAGUGGAUCUUGAUAAUGACUAUAUUGAACCAGAAAGUCCUACAGGUAUUGAUGCAUUAAUUUACGAUGAAGAUGAAGAUGAUGACGAUGAUGAUAAUGAUUUGAAUAAUAUUAAUAAUUCUUCUUGUCCAUCUAUAAUUCAUUCAUCUAAUGAUAAUACUGAAUAUGUUAUGCCAUAUCAAACAAUUGUUCGUGAUGAUUAUAAUCCAUCAAAGAUUCAAAAUGGAACAUUGCCAAUAUAUCAACCAAUAUCAAUUGCACGUUCAUCAAAUCAAUGGCGUGGAACAAUUCAUCCGUCUGAUAUAAAAAUUCCAUGUCAAUCUCUUCAUGUUUAUGGUGAAAGUGAUUAUUUGAUAGAAAAUAUUCCUGAACAACUUAUCAUACUUGGACGACUUCGAUUAGGAGAUCUUUGGGAUUAUAUUCGUGAUUCACUUACUGUUCGUGAUAUACUUAUAUUAACACUUGUUUCAUCAUCAAUGAAUACCAAUGAUAAUGAAUUAUUUUCCAAAUAUGUUGAUACAUUAGAUACAUCAGGACGAGCUGCUGUCAUUAGUAAAUGUGUUAGUUCAUCAUCAAUUCGUGAUAUGUAUAUAUUAGCAGCUGAUACAAAAGAUUGUCCAUCGAAUGUAUUAUCGUCACUUUUCUUACCAAUAACAUUUGAAACAAAACAAUUAUUUCUUGUUAUUAUUGGAUUAGGAAAACGAACGAUGAAAUUAACAAAUCGUUCAAAUGAAAAUCCAUCAUUGAAUAAGUUAAUAUAUAAUCCAAUUGCAACACAAGAUUCAACUGCCAUACAAGAUCCUCGAUUACUCAAAACAAAAGAUCCACGAUUAAAUAGAAAUAAUAAAGCAAAUGAAAAUGUUACUCUUUCUCCAUCACAGCCGCCAAUUAAUACUCAACAAACAUCAACGCAAUAUUCAAAUGAAGAUUUGCAUAGAUUAAUAGUUGAUUCUCUCGAACUUAUUCGACAUUCAUUAAAAUCUGAUGAUAUUCGUUCAAUUGUGACGUCUACUAUGGAAAUAUUGAAAGCCAAUAGACGUGAUGAUUUGUGUACACAUUUUAAUGAUAAUCUUCGUAUGGUUAUGAUUGAAUGGCAAACUAAACAAGGAAGUACUUCAAUAGUAGUUGAUGAUAAUUUAAUAGAAGAAAAUAUGGAUGUUGAUGAUGAUCAAGAUGAUAAACAUAAAAAACAAAUAACAACAAGUAGUACUUCUAAUAAAUCAAGUGAAUUCAAUGAUGUUGAUUAUCGUUUUCUUGAUCAAGAUAUGUAUCAUCCAAUGACGUCGACAACAACUACAACAGUCGAAGAUGGUGAUCAUCGAAAACAACGACGAAAAUCACGUUUUUCAGAUCGGUUGUCAAUAGAUGGUAAUCAAACUGUAAAAGUAAAAUCAAAUAUUCAAAUUGACAAAAUUUUUUCGAAAGAAGAAACUGUCAAAAUAGCAUCAUCCAAAUCAGUCGAUAAACAUAUUAAUUCAUCAUUAAAUAGCAAAUUUCGACCAAUUAUUAAUUCAUCUGAAUCAUUUAUACCAUCAAGAAAUAUUAAAGAUAAAUUAACUUCAAAACCUAUACGUUUUUCAUUUUCUAAAGAUUCUAUUCGACGACACAAGACAAAUAUUUCAUUAACAACAACAUUAACCGACAAUAAUGACAUAUAUGAAAGUUCACCAAAAUUUAUUGAAGAUUUAAUUAAACAAGUUCAAUCGUAUGGUUAUCAAGGUUUAUCGUUGUCGAAUGAUAACUGGACAAAACAGAUACUUCCAAUUACUCCAAUACGUUCUACAGCUAUGUUGAAUCUUGUUAUGCAACAACAACAAAAGACAAGCAAUAGAUUUUCAUCCAGUACAAAUGAAUGGAGAUCAAGUAGUAAUAAUAAUCAUAUGACACAUUAUUAUGAUUUUGAUCAACCUCAAGAAUGA